This is a messenger RNA of Alternaria atra, 1059 nucleotides long. RefSeq lists its product as uncharacterized. Lineage: Eukaryota; Fungi; Ascomycota; Dothideomycetes; Pleosporales; Pleosporaceae. The record is from RefSeq and is a predicted model, not a curated record. Gene Ontology annotation, molecular function: oxidoreductase activity, acting on the CH-OH group of donors, NAD or NADP as acceptor. Bases 1 to 1059 code for a protein of 352 amino acids. The transcript has 4 exons.
AUGGCACCAUUCAGAGAGGUUGCCCUCCCUCUUGGCUUCACUAUUCUUGUCACCGGAGUCAAUGGCUACGUAGGCUCUCACGUAGCUGAUCGUCUGCUUGACUCUGGUUACAAGGUUCGCGGAACUGUGAGAGACAUGCAGAAGCAUGGUUGGCUAGUGGAGCUGUUCAACAAAAGAUAUGGACAGGGAAGAUUCGAGUUGAUGCAAGUCGAGGACAUGGCUAGACCAUCUGCUUUCGACAGCGCAUUGGAAGGUGUUACUGGAGUCGCUCAUGUAGCCGCGCACGUCUCAAUGACAAACGAUCCACAAGGUGUGAUAAACGCCAACGUUGGAGGCACUCUAAACGUUCUACAAGCUGCGGCCAAGGAACCCAGUGUACUUCGUUUCGUGCUCACAUCCGCCGCGUUGGCCGUUCGACAAAUCGAGGAAAUCGAAGGACCUGGAGCUGGAGUAAUGACAGCUAACGAGUACAACGAGACUGCGAUAAAGUUAGCGCGAUCAAUGCCCGAUUCGCUCCCAGAAGUGAAAAAGGGUAUGAUUGUAUACGCAGCAGCUAAGGCCAUGACAGAAAAGGCACUGUGGGAUUGGGUCGAGCAGAAUAAGCCAUGUCUCGUGGUCAACUCAGUUAUUCCGCCUGGCAUAUUCGGACAGCCAAUAUCUGUACAGUACCAAGGUUACCCGUCCUCCGCAGGGGGCCUGGUAAAGUACUUCGAAGGCAAACCUGGACUUAUGGAUUACUUGCACCACUCAUAUUACACAAGCGUCGAAGAUGUCGCACGACUACACGUUGCCGGCUUGAUUCUUCCAAGAGUAGAGAGCCAACGCAUUUUUGCAAUCGGCGGAGUAUACACCAUAAACGACCUCCAUGCAAUUUUCAGAGAAACUUGUCCGGAUCGCAGUUUUCCCAAUGAUAUACCUGGUUUGGACCACGACCUUGCCUUGAUUGGGCCGAGGGAUGAGGCAGAGACGUUGCUAAAGGAUAUGGGUAGAUCGGGAUUUGAUGGGCUGGAAAAGACUGUUAGGGAUACUAUCAAAGACCUGGUCUCUCCACAUGAAUAG